CCCUUUCUUUCCUCAUUUUGGGUUCUCUCUUUGUCUCUGGCUUUGCUCUCUCUCUCCCUCCCUAACUCAACCCUAUAAGAUUUUCUAAAUCCAAUAUUAUUUUAUUUGUCCGCUUUCCAAUUUUUCUAUACAAGAAAGCUUUUUGAAGAGAAAGCGCUAGUUGGAACUGAGUUGGGACUGUUUGUUAGGAAGUUUAGUUUGUAUGUAUUUACAUAUGAGAUGGGUUCUCGAGGAAAGCUUUUAUUUGAUCUCAACGAACUCCCUUCCGAGGAUAACAUUGAGGACAGCGACGGGGUCGUACAUUUCCAGCCACAGAAGGCACUUCCAUCCGCAAAUCCCGAGACUAUGGAAAGGUUAGCAGUAUCAGCUACUGCCAAAGGAAUUGCAAACAAGAAUGCUUUUUCCCAUGCAUCUUCUGUAUCUGGUUUUCAACCCUUUGUUCGACCCAAGUCUGCUCAUGGCCCUGAAGGGGGUAGUGAACAGAAUGUGAGACAUCUGAAUUCCAACAAUCCCUCUACUUCUAAGUCAAAUAACGAGGAUAUGAAAGUAGUGCCUGUUUCUGGUGGUUCAGAUGCUCCACCAACAGAAAGAGAAGAAGGAGAAUGGUCUGAUGCUGAGGGUGAGGGUUCUGACGUUGUAUAUAGAAGUAGAAGUUUGGAUAAACAGGUUAAAAUUUCACAAGAGCAAGUAGCGUCUGGAGAAAUGGGCCAUGUUGCUUCUGGUGCUCCUGUUGAUGGUAGUCCGUCCUGUGUAAAAAAUUCUGAAAAUGCCAAGAAUGAAAGUAUCAGAAAUGUGUCUUUAGGAGUAGAUCCAACUGCCAAUGAUCAAAGUGGGAACUUCAGCCGUAACAUAGAAGGGAGUGUAAAAGGUGAUGUAUCUGUGGAUUGUCAAGAGGAAUCUGGUUGUGUUCCAAAGCAACGGGAGGUUAAGGGUAUUGAAGCAAUUCAUGCAAUUAAGUGUGCAAAUAAUCCAGUGAAGAGGAAGAUAGACCAACAGAAUGAAGCAAAGUUGGGAAAGAAACGUAGUAGGCAGACCAUGUUUCUUAAUUUGGAAGAUGUUAAGCAGGCUGGCCCUAUUAAAUCUUCAACGCCUCGAAGACAAGCUUUCUCAUCAGCUAUUGCAACUAGAACAGUGAAGGAAACCCGUACAGUUCCUCCACCUGUUGAGCGCUUUAUAGAAAAGCAAAAUCAAUCAAUGCUAAAGGAGCAGAGACAAGUUGAUGCCUCUUCUGGCGAAGAAGGAACUCCUUUGGAAUCGAGUGAGUCUAAAUACGAAACCAAUGGUGAUGUCAGUUCUGGGUUUGUCAGGUCUAGGAAGCAAAUUGGCGACAGUGAUGCUGCUACAGAGGCCUUGCCACCUAUUCCUAGACAGAGUUCAUGGAAGCAGCCUGCAGAUACAAGGCAACUGAAGAAUUUGCAGGGUUCAAACAGGAAGCCGUCGCUUACUGGUCAAAAUUCCAUGGACUCAAAAGUGGGAAACAAAAAGCCUCCGCCAGCCAAGAAGCAAACAACAAUGAGCAAUGCAUACCAAGACACGUCAGUAGAGCGUCUUAUACGGGAGGUCACCAAUGAAAAGUUUUGGCAUCACCCAGGGGAGACUGACCUCCAAUGUGUUCCUGGUCGGUUUGAAUCUGUGGAGGAGUAUGUCAGAGUAUUUGAGCCUUUGCUGUUUGAGGAAUGCAGAGCACAGCUUUACAGCACGUGGGAGGAAUUAAGUGAAAUACCAUCAAGAGAUACACAUGUAAAGGUCCGUGUAAAGAGCAUUGACAGGAGAGAAAGAGGGUGGUAUGAUGUAGUUGUCCUUCCAUCAAAUGAGUGCAAAUGGACAUUUAAGGAAGGGGAUGUUGCUAUUCUUUCAUCUCCCAGGCCUGGAUCUGCUCGAUCUAAGCGUAGCAACACUUCUGCCGCUGAAGAUGAUGAAGAUCCUGAAAUCAGUGGACGUGUGGCUGGUACUGUUAGACGACACAUUCCUCUUGAUACUCGAGAUCCUCCAGGGGCAAUCCUUCACUUUUACAUCGGUGACUCGUAUGAUUUUAAUGGCACAAAUGACGAUGACCAUAUUCUGAGAAAACUGCUACCUAAAAGUACUUGGUACUUAACUGUGCUUGGUUCCCUUGCAACUACUCAGCGAGAGUACGUUGCACUUCAUGCAUUUCGUCGUCUGAAUUCACAGAUGCAAGCUGCAAUUCUUCAGCCCAGCCCGGAACAUUUUCCAAAAUAUGAGCAGCAAACCCCUGCAAUGCCAGACUGCUUCACACAGAACUUUGUUGAUUAUUUGCAUAGGACCUUCAAUGGACCCCAGCUAGCAGCAAUCCAAUGGGCAGCAACACAUACAGCUGCUGGUACUAGUGGUGGGAUGACAAAAAAGCAAGAUCCAUGGCCCUUUACUCUUGUCCAAGGACCUCCAGGGACAGGUAAGACACACACUGUUUGGGGAAUGCUAAAUGUCAUCCAUCUGGUUCAGUAUCAGCAUUAUUACACUUCUUUGCUCAAGAAACUUGCACCAGAGAGCUAUAAGCAGGGUAAUGAAAGCAGCUCUGACCAUGUGACUGUGGGAUCGAUUGAUGAGGUUCUUCUAAAUAUGGACCAGAAUCUCUUUCGUACUCUUCCAAAGCUCUGCCCCAAGCCUAGGAUGUUAGUUUGUGCCCCAUCUAAUGCUGCAACUGAUGAGCUUCUUGCUCGUGUCCUUGACCGCGGAUUCAUUGAUGGUGAGAUGAAGGUUUAUCGGCCUGAUGUGGCACGGGUUGGGGUUGAUUCACAGACACGAGCUGCUCAGGCUGUCUCUGUUGAGCGGAGAACUGAACAGCUUUUGGUCAAGAGUCGAGAGGAAAUCUAUGGAUGGAUGCACCAGUUAAGAAGCCGGGAAUCUCAGUUUUCGUCACAGAUAACGAAUCUACAGAGAGAACUUACUGUUGCAGCUGCUGCUGUUCGUUCCCAAGGAUCAGUUGGUGUUGAUCCUGACGUUCUUGUGGCCAGGGACCAGAAUCGUGAUGCAUUGCUCCAGAGCCUUGCAGCAGCAGUUGAAGGCAGGGAUAAGAUUUUAGUUGAAUUGUCUCGCCUUGUCAUAUUAGAAGGGAAGUUCCGUCCUGGCAGCAACUUCAAUUUGGAAGAAGCACGGGCUAAUCUAGAGGCAAGUUUUGCAAAUGAGGCUGAGGUUGUUUUUACUACUGUCUCCAGCAGUGGUCGAAAAUUGUUUUCUCGUCUUACUCAUGGGUUUGAUAUGGUGGUGAUAGAUGAGGCAGCUCAAGCCAGUGAAGUGGCAAUUCUUCCUCCUCUUUCUCUUGGUGCCGCACGAUGUGUACUUGUUGGGGAUCCUCAACAGCUCCCUGCAACAGUUAUUAGCAAGGCAGCUGGAACCUUGUUAUACAGUAGAAGUCUUUUUGAAAGAUUCCAGCUAGCAGGAUGUCCCACAAUGUUGUUGUCUGUUCAGUACAGGAUGCAUCCUCAAAUCCGUGAUUUCCCUUCAAGGUACUUCUACCAAGGACGCCUUACGGACAGUGAAAGUGUGGCUAAUUUACCUGAUGAGGUGUACUGUAAGGACCCUUUACUUAAACCUUACAUAUUUUUUGACAUUACUCAUGGGCGGGAAUCACACAGAGGUGGAUCUGUCUCUUAUCAAAACAUACAUGAAGCACAAAUUUGCCUUCGCUUGUACGAGCAUCUUCAGAAAACUGUGAAAUCUUUGGGAGUUGGUAAAGUCACAGUUGGCAUAAUCACACCAUACAAGCUGCAGUUAAAAUGUCUUCAACGUGAGUUUGAGGAAGUUCUGAAUUCAGAUGAAGGAAAGGACAUAUAUAUCAAUACUGUAGAUGCUUUCCAGGGUCAAGAACGUGAUGUAAUUAUAAUGUCAUGUGUGCGUGCAUCAAGCCAUGGGGUUGGCUUUGUUGCAGACAUCCGUCGAAUGAAUGUCGCUCUGACUCGUGCAAGAAGAGCUCUUUGGGUCAUGGGAAAUGCAAAUGCUUUAACACAAUCUGAUGACUGGGGUGCAUUGAUUGCUGAUGCCAAAGCCCGGAACUGUUAUAUGGACAUGGACUCUAUCCCGAAAGAUUUUUUGGCACUGAAGGGACCUUACAAUCCCUUGUCAGGAAAGAUGCUACCAAAUAUGAGGGGUUUAAGGUCUUCUGGACCAAGACAUAGAUCAUUUGAUAUGCAUAUGGAGUCUAGGUCAGGCACACCAUCUGAAGAUGAUGAGAAGUCAAGUGCCUCAGUAAUAUCUAGGAAUGGGAGUUACAGGCCCUUUAAGCCACAAUUUGAUAAUUCCUUGGAUGACUUUGAUCAGUCAGCUGGUGAGAAAUCUAGGGAUGCCUGGCAAUAUGGUAUUCAAAAGAAGCAAAGUUCUUCUGGGGCUGUGGCAAAGAGAGAGAUGUAGUUGGAGAUGGUUGUCUAUGAGUUCUGUUGGGCUUCUGGGAGCUGCAUGACAUUUUUUGUUUUCCUGAUCUUGGAUGGUACUCCUGGCAGUAAGCCCUUUGGGCAUUAGCUCUGCAUGCUGGUCCCAAGAGCUUGAAGUAUUCAAUUAGAAACACCUCGGUUUUGGACUUCAUGCUGAUUACAAUUGCAGUGAACAUACGAGUAAAAGGAAAUGAAAAGAAAGGGAAUUGGAAGAGAGGGCAGGGUUGAGUGUAAGUUGGAUGCCAUUACAGAAAGAUCUGUUUGGUUGAAUCAACUCCUACAAUUUUUCCCACCCAGGGCGGCUUGAUGCUUUUGGGGUUGGUGGUGUAAAAACAUAUCAACCUCUUGCCAUUUGGUCCUCUAGCUUACAGGCCUUUUGAGGUAUUAUUAUUAUUAUUAUAUUAUUUUUUUAAUACGCUCUCAUAGAACACUUGCAUGUUGCGAACGACCAACUUCUUUGUAACUGGAUGGGUCCCAUUCAGUUUACAUCUCACGGGUUGAAUACCAAUUGUCCAGGAAUCUUAUUGGUGGUAUCAGCAAGCUGCAACGUUUGAAUGAAGGAAAUCUGGCCAAUGUUGGUGGCUGCUGACUUAGCUGUCUUCUAACAAGUAUACCGCUAACUUUUUUUUCUUUUUUGUUGUUGUUGGCACUUCCAAUUAGAAAGUUGACAUCACAAAUGCAAAGAUGCUAUGUAAAUUUUUUGAACAUGAAUAGUUUAUUAUUACAUGAUAAUGAAUGAAAAAGGGGAAUGUACAAUUUUGGUGGGUUUUA
Molecule: messenger RNA, 5159 nt
Organism: Humulus lupulus (European hop)
Lineage: Eukaryota; Viridiplantae; Streptophyta; Magnoliopsida; Rosales; Cannabaceae
Exons: 8
Coding region: 220-4368 (1382 amino acids)
Molecular function (GO): helicase activity
Source: RefSeq, a predicted model, not a curated record